Messenger RNA from Pongo pygmaeus (Bornean orangutan), 5506 nucleotides. It is a transcript of the gene ASB15, whose product is annotated as ankyrin repeat and SOCS box containing 15. NCBI's taxonomy places the organism in Eukaryota, Metazoa, Chordata, Mammalia, Primates, Hominidae. Bases 1342 to 3108 code for a protein of 588 amino acids. The record is from RefSeq and is a predicted model, not a curated record. The transcript has 14 exons. Gene Ontology annotation, biological process: intracellular signal transduction. Gene Ontology annotation, cellular component: cytoplasm. Gene Ontology annotation, molecular function: protein binding.
AAUCAUGUGAUUAUGAAAGAUGCAUAUGUGUUGAUUUGUUGUAACCUGGGUUCAGGCUUCUGCUGUAUCAUAUUUGCUAAAGACACCAAAACUAGAUAGAGCUAAUUGAUCCUGACUAAGGUACUGCAUAAUUAAGUUCCAUGUAGUGAGAAAAUGUGUAGAUUUCUUGGCCAGUCCUUUUGCAGAGGGGCAGUGGCUUAAGAGUGGUAUUCUAGGCUAGUGACAGUAGAAUUAGGAACAUCAUCCUUGGCAUCAGAAGGGGAUUCGAGAAUGUCUAGAUGUGAGUAGCAAGGGGAUCAAAGGCACUGUGUUCUCAGGUGGGAGAGAGUUGCCAGAGGAGUAAAUGUUCUUAUCCUCUUCAGGAAGGAGAUGAAUGUUGGGAAAUUCUGUAAAUAAGGUUAGUAGGCCAGAUCCAGGUGACUUAGAGCAAAAAUCUGGGUCUCACAUUUUACAAAAUUUGCUUUGUGAGGCCACUAGCCUAUCCAAUAAAAGAGCUCUUGUUUAUCCAAAAUUAAGUGUUGGAAGAGUUAGGACUUCCUACACUGCUUCUCAGUGAUGCAAGCUCUUUUGUGAGGGACUGGGUCCUACCAAAGUUAGGUGGUUAAAAUGUUAGCCUGGAAUCUAGGAUUCUGGAGCGCUGCUCCACAGCCAAUCACUGAGAGGGGCAUGAGGAAAAACCACUGAAUAGGAAGAAAGCAUCUCAAUUCUCAGAGCAUGGGGAGCUCAUUUCUGAAAAUGUACAGGGGACAGGUACUGCUUAGCCAGUUUCCCCUUAUUUUUCAAGACUGGGAGCAAAAGUGAAAAUAAUCCAGAAUCAGAACUAUUAUUUCCUCUCUCAACCUUGGAAAGAAAAAAAAAACAAACAUUCUGCUAAGCUAAUGAUUAAAAUAGACGAAAAUAUUCAAAUUCCAAUCAUUUGGAUAUUAUCCAUCUCUUGUGCCUCCAUCCAUAUCAGGUGUUCUCAGGCCCAGACCACUUUGAGGGACAGGUUCAACCCACAGUAUGUGAAGGAAAGCAAUGAAGACAGUGCAGGAAGUGAGACCAUCUUAUAGGAAGAGCAGUUGUCCAGCCUCUGAAAGAAAAGGCUCAGUGGAGACCUGACAGCCUUCCUGGGGGAUAUUAACAGGGCUCCUGUGUUGCAGAGGAACGAUACUUUCUCAGUGUAGCUCUGAGAAAGAGAACCAGAAAAAGGGAAAAGGAGGGAGAAGAAAGUACUAGAAUCCUACUUUCCCAUUCCACAGGAGUUCAAUCACAGAAUAAUAACAGGAUAAAUCCUGAUGAUUCUCUCAGGCACCUCUAGUAGAUGAGCUCAACACUCAAGAACCAUUGCAGCUUCAAGGAAUGGAUACUAAUGAUGACUCUGAUGAAGACCAUCUUACAAGUUAUGAUAUUCAGCUAAGUAUUCAAGAAUCCAUUGAAGCCAGCAAGACUGCACUUUGUCCUGAAAGAUUUGUACCCCUAAGUGCUCAAAACAGAAAACUUGUGGAGGCCAUAAAACAAGGUCACAUUCUUGAGCUCCAGGAGUAUGUAAAAUAUAAAUAUGCAAUGGAUGAAGCUGAUGAAAAAGGAUGGUUUCCAUUGCAUGAAGCUGUUGUUCAACCCAUUCAACAAAUACUUGAGAUUGUUCUGGAUGCAUCCUAUAAGACACUCUGGGAAUUCAAGACCUGUGAUGGAGAAACACCCUUGACUUUGGCAGUCAAAGCUGGUCUGGUGGAAAAUGUAAGAACUUUAUUAGAAAAGGGAGUGUGGCCCAACACAAAAAAUGACAAAGGAGAGACCCCCCUUCUGAUUGCUGUAAAAAAUGGCUCCUAUGACAUGAUAUCGACUCUGAUCAAACACAACACUAGCCUAGACCAGCCCUGUGUCAAGCGAUGGUCAGCAAUGCAUGAAGCAGCCAAGCAAGGCCGAAAAGAUAUCAUAGCUCUGCUGCUAAAACACGGAGGCAAUGUCCACCUGAGAGAUGGAUUUGGAGUCACACCAUUAGGCGUUGCUGCUGAGUAUGGUCACUGUGACGUGUUAGAACAUCUAAUCCACAAAGGUGGUGACGUGCUUGCUUUGGCAGAUGAUGGGGCGUCGGUGCUGUUUGAGGCAGCAGGUGGUGGCAAUCCCGACUGCAUUUCCCUCCUGCUGGAAUAUGGAGGAAGCGGAAAUGUACCUAACCGAGCAGGGCAUCUUCCUAUACACCGAGCUGCCUAUGAGGGGCAUUAUCUUGCACUGAAAUAUCUUAUCCCAAUAACAUCUAAAAAUGCAAUUCGGAAAAGUGGGCUAACACCAAUUCACUCAGCAGCAGAUGGACAAAAUGCACAGUGUCUAGAACUGCUCAUUGAAAAUGGUUUUGAUGUGAACACUCUACUUGCUGACCACAUUUCCCAGAGCUAUGACGAUGAGAGGAAGACUGCGCUGUAUUUUGCCAUUUCUAAUAAUGAUGUUCGUUGCACAGAAGUCCUUCUGGCUGCAGGUGCAGACCCAAACUUAGAUCCCCUCAACUGUCUACUUGUGGCAGUGAGGGCCAAUAAUUAUGAAAUUGUCAGGUUGCUUCUCUCCCAUGGAGCUAAUGUCAAUUGUUAUUUUAUGCAUGUGAAUGACACUCGUUUCCCCAGUGUCAUUCAAUAUGCCCUAAACGACGAGGUAAUGCUGAGGCUAUUGCUGAAUAAUGGCUAUCAAGUGGAGAUGUGCUUUGACUGCAUGCAUGGUGACAUCUUUGGAAAUUCAUUUGUGUGGUCAGAGAUACAGGAAGAGGUGCUGCCAGGAUGGACAUCUUGUGUAAUAAAAGAUAACCCGUUCUGUGAGUUUAUUACAGUUCCUUGGAUGAAGCACUUGGUAGGCAGAGUUACUCGUGUACUAAUAGAUUACAUGGAUUAUGUUCCUCUGUGUGCUAAACUGAAGUCUGCACUAGAAGUACAGAGAGAAUGGCCAGAAAUCCGCCAAAUACUAGAGAAUCCUUGUUCAUUGAAGCAUUUGUGUCGGUUAAAAAUUCGAAGGCUUAUGGGUCUCCAGAAACUCUGCCAGCCAGCCUCAGUGGAGAAGCUUCCUCUACCACCAGCUAUUCAAAGAUACAUAUUAUUUAAAGAGUAUGAUCUCUAUGGACAAGAGCUAAAAUUGCCAUAACUUAAUAUUUUAAAAUGUGACUUAAAAAAAUAUGUUGAAAUGUGAUUCCCUCAGAUAAUUUCUUGUAACCAUUUUACAUCCUUAAUUGUAAAGUGUAUUUAAAUUCAUUGACAGUUUUAUAGGUUAUCAUGUGUUCUUAUGGGAACACCAUGAUUUAUGUCUUUAAAGACAUUUGCAUUUUUUAAACAUAGUAUUUUGAACUUAGAUUUGUAUUUUUGCUUGCUACAAGUCAUCAAACUCUCCCUAUCAAGUGGCUCCUACAAUAUCCACAAUCAAGUCUCUAUGUUUAAAAAACAGAUAACCACUUUCUCAAACCCACAUCUGCCAGUUGCUGGCCAGAUUCUCCUGUCUUUCACGGUCUUGCAGUGUAAAAGAGCUCCUCCUGCCUGUAACUUCACAGACUGUGAUCUGGCAUCUGACCCUCCACUGCUUUUCUCAAGGUCCCUGACAAUCUCUUUGUUGCUAAAUUCAGUGAACAUUCUUCAGUCCUUCUUCCAAUCGAUUCCUGCAGCAUCCAACAUUGUUGCCUGUUCCUUGCUUGAAAUGAUAUCUCUUUCCUUGUUUCUCGCAAAACCUGUUCUCUUGGGUGUCCUCCCACCUCCCUGGACACUCUGUCUCUGGCUUCUUUCUGCCUAGCUCAUCUCUAGCCAGUCUUACAGUUAUAUAUCUUAAGCCCUCUUCUCUUUGUUCUUUAAGUUAUAUAUCAUAUCCUAAGCCCUCUUUGCUUUGUUCUCUGGGAAAUUUUAUCCACAUCCAUGGCCUUAAUCAUUUUGCUAGAGACUACAAAAUUUCCAUCCGAAGCUCAGCUCUUUCUUUCAUGUUCUCCCGACCGAUGUAGACAAUUGGCCUAAUGAACAUUUGAACACAAAGACACCUCAAAUUCAACAUGUCCCCAGAUGAGCUAAAAAAAAAAAAAAAAAAAAAAAAAAAAAGCUCUUUCUCGAGCUCAGUAGUUAGCACAAUGCUCGAUUCAGUUUCCAAAGAAAAAAGCCUGGACAUUAGGCUUGACCAUCCCAUUUUCCUCACCCAAUAAGACAAAUCACCAAAUCCUAUUAAGUUUAUCUCCUGAAGUCAUCUUCCACUCAGCACCCCCCCACCCACCCCGCAUUUGGCCCUAAGUCUAUUAUCUUCUUUUUCCUGGGAUAAUACAGUGCUGCUUAUCUGGCUCCCCUGCCUCUGUCUUGCCCUGUCCCAAACACUUUCUACAUACAGCAUCUCAGAAGAGUCUUUUACAAAUAUAAUACAGUUUCACUUCUCUGCUUAAGAUCAUUCCCGUUGCUCUUAAAUUCCAAAGUUCUUACUUAAACUUUCAUGAUCUAACUCCUGCCUUCUUCUUUAGCCUCAUCUCUGGAUGUCUCCCUUCCCUCCUUUCCCUUGAACCUUCUAGAAUUUUAUUUUUUUUAAACAGUGAUUCCCAGACUUUAAGGUGUCAUACACCAAUAGGUUUUGUUGUGUUAAUUUUUCAAAAAGAGUCAUUAAAAAAUACCAUCUACUAUCACCAUCAUUUCAUAAAAGAGGGGUCAUUUUAAUGCCAGAAAAUAAGAUGGUCAUAAAUUCAGUCAUUCAAGUUGAAUGACUUUCACUUUGAAAAGACCUCACACUGCUCUCAUUUCCCCAUUGACGAAUGAGAAUUUCACUGUGGGCCAUCAAUAUCUGAGGACCUUUGUAUGGGGAACCACUGCUGUAGAAUAGACCAUGCUCUCUUUUAACCUCAGGGUCUUCGCAUUUCCUUCUCUCAUCUGGAACUCUCUUUCCACUUUUUCUGCACCCUUUCACCUGAUCAACUCCCACUUACCCUAUAGGUCUCAGCUGAGAUGUUGCUUCCUCUAGGAUGGGAAGCCUCAGCACAGAACUUGUCAUGCCAUAUUAUAGAUGCCUGUGUUCCCUGCUGUCUUCCCACUGGACUAUAAGCUCUAUGAGGGCAGGUUCUAUGUUUGUUUUGUUUUCCAGUACUUUCUCAAGGCCAAACACAUUCCCUAGAGCAUGGAGUUCAAUAAUUGUUUGUUGAAAUAUAUUGAAUAAGUGACAAAAAUAAUCAGUGACAUCAUGGUGAAAUAAUAGUUUUAAAUUUCUGAGUUAUGUAAUCUUAUAAUGUAAUUAUUUAAUGCUAUUAUUCUUAGAUUUUAACAGUGUAUUUUUCUCAUAUUUAUUUUUACCUUGUUACUAUAUUCUUUAAAUAGUAACAUCUCACUGGUCUGUAAAGUUUUCAAGUUGUAUUUAGCUUUAGUUAUCUUUGAAAGAUAAAUAAGUAUAAAAAAAUUGUACAAUUAGGGCUAUAAUUUUAACUUCUUGUAUUCCCUAGAGGAUAUAUUUUAUAUGUAAAUUAAACUGUAAUGUAUUUAUCUUUAAUUGUAACAUCUUGUAUACAAGAUUUUAUUAUUCUUGUGUUGUACUCUUA